Condylostylus longicornis is the source of this 7300-nucleotide messenger RNA. It is a transcript of the gene MRP, whose product is annotated as multidrug resistance-associated protein 1. The record is from RefSeq and is a predicted model, not a curated record. The coding region runs from base 719 to 5368 and encodes 1549 amino acids. Gene Ontology annotation, cellular component: membrane. Gene Ontology annotation, biological process: transmembrane transport. Gene Ontology annotation, molecular function: ABC-type transporter activity; ATP binding; ATP hydrolysis activity. The transcript has 16 exons. Lineage: Eukaryota; Metazoa; Arthropoda; Insecta; Diptera; Dolichopodidae.
GUCAUUUCAAAUAUUAUAGUUUCUCUUCUCUAUAACAUUUUCAAUUUUUUUUGUAAUAGAAAUAUUCAAGUUUAAAAUUUUUGGUUUUUUUUUUGUUAUUUUUAAUUUUUUUGGUUUUAUAAUUUUAUGCAAAAAUAAUUUUGUAUAACUUUUUGUGCACUUAAUUUUGAUAUUUGAAUAAAAAUUAAUGGAGAAUUGAAAAAAAAUAAAUAAUGCUAUAGGUUUUUAAAUCAAAAAUUAUAAAUUAAAAAAAUUGUGUAAGUGGAAGUAGCAAACAGAAAAAAAGCAAAAUAGAAAAAAAAAUAGUGAAACGAAAGUGAAUUGAAAAGUGAGAGAAAUAUAUUUGUGUUUGGGCGAAUUAAUUUUUUUUUGGAAAAAUUCUCUAAUUUAUUAAAAACAAAUUAAGUUUUUAUAAAUAAUCUACAAUUAUAAAGCAUAAUAAAAGAAGAUACAUACUUGUGUAUAUAAAAGUAUAUAAAGUAUGAAUUUAUAAGUAUGUGAAUGGCAUUUUAUUAAUUGAACAUUAAUAAAUAAAAAGGGAAGAAAAAAAAUAAGAAAACCGAAAAUUUGGCGGAAUCAGUCAGUUUGUAUACUGUGAGCAGGAUUAUUCAAUUGGUAAAGGAUUAAUAUUGUAAAGGAGGUUGAAAGUAAUAUUCUAUUUUUUGAAAGAGUUUUUUGUGCUUAAUAAUUGGAAAUAAGCAUAUAAAAAUCUCUUAAUAUGGAAGAAUAUUGUGGAUCUACUUUUUGGGAUUAUGAUAAAGUGUGGAAUUCUGAUAAUCCCGAUUUUACACCUUGUUUUGAACAGACAGUUUUAUUGUGGGGACCUUGCAUAUUCCUCUACGUGUUUGCUUUACUGGAUUUCUUUUAUAUUAGAAGCAGCUUAGAUAAAGAUAUUCCAUGGAAUAUUCUGAAUACUUCAAAAAUAGUAAUCAAUGCGAUUUUAAUAUUAAUUAGCGCUAUAGACUUUAUAUAUGCACUUGCAAAUAAAGAAAAAUACCCAGUUCAUCCAGUUGAUAUCUAUAGUCCUUUAAUAAAAAUCGCAGCCUUUAUAUUAGCUGGGGUACUAUGUGUCCUGAACAAGAAACAUGGAGUUCGUACGUCUGGACUGCUAUUUUUAUUUUGGUUUUUGUUGACAGUUUUUAGUAUUCCCAGAUGUAGGACGGAGGUAUUUGCGAAACAAUUGAGGGAUAAAGAAAGUAGUUAUCCAGCAGCAAACGAAUAUGAUGACUACAAAUAUGUAACAUUCAUGAUAUUCUUUGCGUGCUCCAUAGCCAUGCUAAUACUUAAUUGCUUUGGCGAUCAAAAACCAAACCAAACGAAAUACCCAAAAUCUGAGAAAGAGUGCCCAGAACUUGCUGCUAGUUUCCUUUCAAAAGUAACUUAUCAAUGGUUUGAUAGAAUGGCUUGGCAUGGCUUUCGUAAGCCUCUUGAGUUAGAAGAUUUAUGGGAUCUUCGACCGGUUGAUUCAUCUAAAGAAGUUAUGCCAGUUUUUGCCAAACACUGGAACAAAUCAGUUCAGAAAAAGUUAGAAAGAAAUCAAGCAAUAGAAAAUGGAUUCACAAUGCCCUCCUCUGAAACUAAGGCAACAUUUAAUAAAAAUUCUGCAAGUGUUACUUUCCAGAAUCCCAAUGUCGGUUCUACAAAACAACAAGCAUCAAUUAUGCCGCCAAUUAUAAAAUCUUUUGGGGGAAUUUUUCUUUUCGGAUCUGCUCUAAAGUUGAUUAAUGACAUUUUGACUUUUGUGUCACCACAGCUUCUUCGUUUAAUUAUUAAUUUCGUGGAUAAUGAUGGUAAAGAGCCAGAACCACAAUGGAAAGGAGCAUUAUAUGCUGUAUCGCUAUUUGUUGUCGCUUCGUUUCAAACUCUUGUAUUAGGUCAAUACUUUCAUAGAAUGUUUAUUGUGGGUUUGAGAAUUCGUACAGCUCUCAUAAAUGCAAUAUAUAGAAAAGCUUUAGUCAUAUCAAAUAGUGCAAAAAAAGAGUCAACAGUUGGAGAAAUUGUUAAUUUAAUGGCUGUGGAUGCACAACGCUUUAUGGAUUUGACGACGUACUUAAAUAUGAUUUGGUCCGCACCAUUACAAAUUGGUGCUGCUUUGUACUUUUUAUAUGAUAUUUUGGGUCCAUCUGUUUUUGCUGGUCUCGCCGUUAUGAUAAUUUUAAUUCCAAUUAAUGGCGUAAUUGCUAAUAAAAUUAAAGAUUUACAAAUUAGGCAAAUGAAAAACAAGGAUGAUAGAGUUAAGUUAAUGAAUGAAGUAUUGAGUGGCAUUAAGGUACUUAAAUUGUAUGCUUGGGAACCUAGCUUCGAAGAACAGGUACUGGAAAUUCGUAAUAAAGAGAUAGACGUUUUGAAAAAGACUGCAUACUUAAAUGCUGGUACAUCAUUCUUGUGGUCGUGUGCACCUUUCUUGGUUUCUUUGGUUACAUUUGCGGUGUAUGUUUUAGUUGAUGAAAAUCAUGUUUUAAAUGCAACAACGGCUUUUGUUUCAUUAUCUCUUUUUAAUAUUCUUCGUUUUCCUUUAUCUAUGCUACCGAUGUUAAUAUCAAACAUGGUUCAAACACAAGUCUCUGUAACUCGUAUUAAUAAAUUCAUGAAUAGCGAAGAGUUGGAUCCAAAUAAUGUAUCACAUGACAAUUCUGAACCGAACCCUUUAAUAAUUGAAAGCGGAAACUUCUCUUGGGGAGAUGAAGAUUUAAUCUUGAGGGAUAUUAAUAUGAAAGUCGCAAAACAUCAGCUAGUUGCUGUUGUUGGUACUGUCGGUUCUGGAAAAAGUUCUCUGAUAAAUGCUUUCCUUGGUGAAAUGGACAAAAAAUUGGGGCGUGUAAAUACAGUUGGAAAAGUGGCGUAUGUUCCACAACAGGCGUGGAUUCAAAAUGCGACAGUACGUGAAAAUAUUCUUUUUGGAAAACCUUUCGAUAGAAAAAAAUAUGAACGUGUAAUUGAAGCUUGUGCCUUAAAAGCUGAUAUUGAAAUGUUAUCAGCUGGUGAUAGUACCGAAAUUGGUGAGAAAGGUAUUAAUUUGUCUGGAGGUCAAAAACAAAGAGUAUCAUUGGCCCGAGCAGUUUAUAGCGACUCAGAUAUAUAUUUAUUGGAUGAUCCAUUAAGCGCUGUAGAUUCCCAUGUUGGUAAACAUAUUUUCGAAGAAGUAAUAGGACCAAAAGGAUUAUUAUCAAAAAAAACAACAGUUUUAGUAACUCACGGUUUGACUUUUUUACCAAUAGUUGAUAACAUAUUUGUGUUAAAAGAUGGUCAAAUCAGUGAAAGUGGUACUUACCAAGAACUUCUAAAUAAAAAAGGUGCUUUUUCAGAAUUUUUAAUACAACAUUUGCAAGAAGCAAACGUUGAAGAUGAUUUAGAAGAAAUCCAACAGCAAUUAGAGGGCUCAAUUCAAAGUAAAGAAUUAUUGCAACAGUUAAAUCGUGCUAUAAGUAGGCAACGAAGUGAAAGUCAAUCAUCAGAUACGGUAUCUCUUAAUUCUGAUGAAGGAGGAUCUGGUGAUCAUAAAGGUUUACGUAAACGAAAAUCUAUAGAUAGGCAAAAUUCUAAAACCUCCGAUUCAUCAAGUGCAUUGGAAAAACCAGAAAAAAAACUUUCUAAGGAAGACGACGGCAAACUGAUAGAAAAAGAGACAUCUCAAACUGGAAGUGUAAAAUUCGCAGUUUAUAAACAUUAUUUAAAGAGUAUCGGUUUGAGAAUUACAAUAGCAACAAUAUUAUUAAAUGCAACAUUCCAAGGCUUCGCGAUCGGCUCUAAUUUAUGGCUAAGUACGUGGUCGAGUGAUAAAGAAGCUGCUAAGCCAGAAGUACGUGACAUGUAUUUGGGUGUAUAUGGUGCCUUUGGUGUGGGACAAGCGAUUUUUAUAUUUUUCGCUGUGUUAUCCUUGUACAUUGGAGCAUUUUAUGCUGCACGAAAAUUACAUAAUUCAAUGUUAAGACGUGUUAUGCGGGCACCGACAACAACAUUUUUUGAUAUAACACCACUUGGAAGAAUAAUUAAUCGUUUUAAUAAAGAUAUUGAUGAAAUCGACAACGAAUUACCAGCCACAUUACAUGCAAUGUAUUCAUGUUUGUUUUCGGUUUUAUCUACAUUAGUAGUAAUUAGCAUUUCAACUCCGAUAUUCAUUGCUGUGAUUAUUCCAAUUGCUGCCUUAUAUUAUUUUGCUCAACGUUUUUAUGUUGCAACUUCACGUCAAUUAAUGCGUUUGGAAUCAGUUUCUAGAUCACCGAUUUAUUCGCAUUUUGGUGAAACGAUAACUGGCACACAAACAAUUCGGGCAUAUAGCGUUCAACAAAGAUUUAUUGAUGAAUCUGAUGAACGUGUUGAUAAGAAUCAGGUUUGUAAAUAUCCAAGUGUAAUUGCAAAUCGAUGGUUAGCGAUUCGUUUGGAAAUGGUUGGUAAUUUAAUUAUAUUGUUUGCUUCAUUAUUUGCUGUUUUGGGUGGACAAACAAAUGCUGGGUUAGUUGGUUUAAGUGUAACAUAUUCACUACAAGUAACACAAACACUUAAUUGGUUAGUACGUAUGACAUCAGAUAUCGAAACUAAUAUUGUUGCUGUUGAACGUAUUAAAGAAUAUUCGGAAACAAAACAAGAAGCACCAUGGAAUUUACCAAGUGAAAAUAUAUCUAAAGAAUGGCCAGUUAAAGGAAAAGUUGAUUUUGUUGAUUUUGAAGUUCGAUAUCGUGAAGGUUUAGAUUUAGUUUUGAAAGGAAUUACGUUUACUGUUCAAGGUGGUGAAAAAGUUGGUAUUGUUGGUAGAACAGGAGCUGGAAAAUCUAGUUUGACUUUAGCCUUAUUUAGAAUUAUUGAAUCAGCUGGUGGAAAAAUUUUAAUUGAUGAUGUUGAUAUUUCGACUUUGGGAUUACAUUCAUUGCGUUCAAGAUUAACAAUAAUACCACAAGAUCCUGUCCUUUUUUCUGGGUCUUUACGUAUUAAUUUGGAUCCAUUUAAUAAAAAUUCUGACGACGAAUUAUGGAAAGCUUUAGAAUUAGCACAUUUAAAAUCUUUUGUAAAGGGUUUAUCUGCCGGUCUAAUGCAUGAAAUAUCCGAAGGUGGUGAAAAUUUAUCAAUAGGUCAAAGACAGUUGGUUUGCUUAGCUCGCGCUGUUUUGAGAAAAACUAAAGUUUUGAUAUUAGAUGAAGCCACUGCCGCUGUUGAUCUAGAAACAGAUGACUUAAUUCAAAAAACUAUUCGGUCUGAGUUCAAAGAUUGUACUGUUUUAACUAUUGCCCAUCGUUUGAAUACUAUUUUAGAUUCCGAUAAGGUAAUAGUAUUAGAUAAAGGAAAGGUUGUAGAAUUUGCAAGUCCUGGAGAACUUUUACAAAAUAAAAAAACAAUUUUUUAUGGAAUGGCAAAAGAUGCGAAUUUGGUGUAAUUAUCACUAUUUUACCAGUCACUGUUGUGUUAAUAAUUUGAGCAUAUAUAAGUUUUUCAUUAGGAGUUUUUAGUUUUUAAAUUUUUUCAUGAAUUUUUUUUUCUCAUUUCGAAUUUAAAGCCAGUUUUUUUACAAAAAAAAAAUUGUUUAUUAUCUCAAUUAAAUUAUUUACCUUGUUUUGUUGUAUUUUGAAAUCGUUGUCAUAUUUUUCUAUACUUCGAGUUUAGAAAUUAGAAUCUUUUUAAUUUUCACUUAUUUUAAAUUAACUUGAUUAAAGAAUUUAAGUUUUCUGUUUAAAAUAACGAAAGAUUUUAUCUAUUUAAAAUCACUUUUUGUUUUGAUGAAUUUUUUAAUAGAACGCAUUUAAAAUUUUAGAUAUUUCACAAUGUAGUUUUUUUUUUUGAAUGCCAAUAAUACAAUAAAAUACAAUUUUUUGACCAUAAUUUAAAAAAGUAUGGCCGCGAUUUCGGAUUCAACUUUCUUUCUUUUUGUUCUUUUUCGUUAAACAAUAUUUUUUUUACUGUUCAAUUUAAUUUCGAUGGCUUAUAGGUAGACACUUUAUUUAUGAAGUUAAAAUAAUAAUUGUUUUUCUUAGUCAAUUUAGUUUAUUUUGUUUUGUUUUUAAAUCAGUAUUUGUACUUAAGAUUUUUUUUAUCACAAUUGCAAAUUGUUCACAUCUGAAAAUGUUUACUUAAAAUUCACAAAAAGAUUAUUUUAGAUUUUAAGUUAAUUUUAUAGUACUUAUAUUAAUCAAAAUGUAUUUAAAUACUUACAUUAAUAUUAAUUAUAAGCUUGAGUAAUAGGUUAAUAAGACUAUUAAUAUGUUUGGCAUAGUUAUGCAAAUAGUUUUUUAUUACUGUACAGUUUUGAUCCCUCUACAUUAUAGUAUAAACCAUAAAAAAAAAUUAUAUAUUAUAAAAUUAAUAUAUUAUGUAUGAAUAAUAAAACCGUUUAGGACCACACAGUUUUUGUUACUUUCAAUCGAAAAUACAUUGAUAAUAAUAUAUCAUAAUAUCAUGAGAUCAAUAAUAUAUUUCUUGAAUAAAUAAUUAUAAACUUUAAAGAUUAAUUUUGUUAAUUGACUUUUCAAUAUUGUAGUUGCAAUAUACUCUGAUUUACUCUUAGAUUUAAUUACAAUGUUACUAUUAAAUAAAAGAAGUAUUUGUAUGAAUAUGCUAAACCUAUGAAUAGUUAAUUAAAAAAAAAAUGAAUAGUUUUUAGUUAAUGUAAAUCUUUUAUAUAUUAUUAGCACUGUCAUAGUUAAAACAUUUUUGAUUUUCCCCUGAAUUAAUUGUUGCCCAAGUUAAAUAAAAAAGUUAUGUGACCAAAAAUUUUUAUUUAUUAAAAAUUCUUAACUCUUUAAUUGCGUAAAUUAUUAGCUAUGAGAUAAAAAAUAUAAUUACUUAUAUAUGUACAUAAAUGUAUAUUGAAUGUUUCAUUUUAUUUCGAAGUUAAAUUCAUUUUUCUAUAAUAAAAUACUUAAUUUUGCGUUUUAAUAAUUUUUGUUAAUUUAUAAAUUAUUAAAAUUAGUUAAAAUAUUCUUAUAAUAAAUUAAGAUUAGUAAAAUUUAAUUAUAUAUGUAUGUAUAUCUAAAUUAAUAAGUUUUAGAUACGAUCAAUUUUUUUUGUACUAGUGUUAACAUGAUUUUAAUAUUUUCUAAUUUUUAAUUAACAAAAAAAAUUUGAAUAAUUUUUAUUUUAAAAAAAAUAUUCUUGUUUAAUGUAAUAAAACUAUAGCCAUUAGUUACUGCCCGACUUAGCCUUUUUUCUUAAAAUUAUAUGUAAUUAUUUUGUUUAUAGAACCUAUCGCAGAUAGUUUUUUUCAUAAUCAAAAAUAAAACAAAUAUUUUGUUCAUACUCUACUUUUUGUUAUAUUUUAGAGUACUUAAAUUUAAAAAUUUUGUUAAUUAUUUUUUAUUGUAGAAAUAUUUGC